Rotaria sp. Silwood2 is the source of this 2013-nucleotide messenger RNA. The record is from the annotation of a GenBank genome assembly. NCBI's taxonomy places the organism in Eukaryota, Metazoa, Rotifera, Eurotatoria, Philodinida, Philodinidae.
AUGAAUAAAGAAAUUAAUGAACAAUGGGCUAACAGAUUUGCCAAGGUAAAAGCUGUUGUUGUUAAGCUUGAUGAGCUUAUUGCUCGAAUCAUGAUUGAUCAUAACAUUCAAAAAACGAUGGAGGGACCACUGCCAACGAGUAGUAUAACUACAGCUGUUAACGCAGGACAGCUUGAUAAUGUCGUCAAUGAUGAAGUAUUAGAAUUAGUCAAGAAGGAAAUAAUACGCACUCUUGACUUGGAAGAAUAUAAAAUAAAAGAUACAAUUAUAAAUGAUUUGUUAGAAAAUGGUCGACAAUCGUUGUCUAAGUAUGAGAAAUACAUUCUACCAGACAUCUAUGAAGCAUCAAUAAAUGAAAUCCAUGGAAACCUGAUAAAAUCCCUGAAAAAAUACUUUGAACAACAAUGGGAAGUAAAAUAUGGUUCUUCAAAUCAAUGGUUUAUCUUAUUUUUAAAAGAAUAUAAAGAUGGUGUGAAUUAUGAUUCUGUUCUGAAACGUACAGCUGAAUAUGGCAAUAAAUACUUGAAAGAUUGUCCAAUCUUAUCAAUUGUUUUGCAACUUCUAUUUGAAGGUAUUGAUGAUACAUGUAUGGAUGAAACAAAUGUAUUCAAUGAUCUAUGGUGUACAAUAACUAAUAAUGGUUUAAAAUCUAUAGCAAAUUUUUCUGAUAAUAAAAAGCGAUCGGUCUUAUUUCAAGCGUUACGUGAAUAUUAUCGUCCAAAAUUAUUUAAAUUAUUAGAAAAAAGUCAAGUCAAAGACAAAGACAAUUUAUAUGAAUUAGCGCUAGAUAAUGUUGUUGAAUAUGGUUGGUUACAAGGUUUACAAGCAGUUCGAAAGAGAAUAAUACCGAUAUUUUUUGAAACAUUAAUAGAAAAUAUUCCUGUAUCUGGCGAUACAUCUGGAAAGCCAGUUCAACCCGAAGUGGAAGCUGCCAUAGCAGUAACCGAGCAAUCAUGUGUCAUCGGUCAAGAUACUCAGAUUUCAUGGAAGUUCAGUGGCAUCGAGAAACCACGAGUGACAUGGCUCUUCAAUGGUCAACCACUUCCAACCAACGAUCGCUUUCAAGUGACUGAGACUGAUGAUGGAACAUCGACACUAUCGAUUCGUCAAGCUGAAUUUGCCGAUCAAGGUGAUUAUAUUGCUCGAGCAACCAAUGCUUUUGGUAAAGUUGAAGCUCAAACAAUAUUAAGCAUUGCUUGCAUCAAACCUGUCAUCAACGCUGAUCUCAAUGCUGCACUGCAAGCCACAAAAGGUGAAGCCAUGACACUCAAAAUCAGCGUCAGUGGAAUACCGAAACCUGACGGCCAUGUAAAACUUUCAGACUUUGGUUUAUGUACAGGUUUAAAAAAAGCACAUCGAACUGAAUUCUAUCGUGAUAUUCAAAGCAUGCGACCACAAGAUUUCACAGCUAAUCCUGUUGAUUCAAAACGACGAGCUGAGACAUGGAAGAAAAAUCGUCGUGCAUUAGCUUAUUCAACUGUUGGUACACCAGAUUAUAUUGCACCAGAAGUUUUUAAACAAUGUGGUUAUAAUAAUAAAGUAGAUUGGUGGUCAUUAGGUGUAAUUAUGUAUGAAAUGUUAAUUGGCUAUCCACCAUUUUGUGCUGAUAAUCCUCAAGAAACAUUUCGUAAAGUAAUGAAUUAUCGUGAAACACUUGUUUUUCCACCUGAAAUACCAAUAUCAAAUCUUGCUAAAGAUCUUAUUCUUAAAUUUUGUACUGAUACUGAUCGACGUUUGGGUUCAUUGGAUGAAAUUCGAAAUCAUAGAUUUUUUUUUGGUGUUGAUUGGGAACAUAUACGAGAUAGACCAGCUGCUUAUCAACCACGUGUCAAAUCAAUUGAUGAUACUUCUAAUUUUGAUGACUUUCCUGAUGUUGAUCUUAAAUUACCAUCACCAACAAAAGAUAGUGAAGUUCAAGUUCAUGAUUGGCUAUUUAUUAAUUAUACUUAUAAACGUUUUGAUGGUUUAACAGCUAAACCAAAAUUAAAAAUGUCCGCAUCUUCAACAAACUGA